AUGGUGGUCACGAUGCAUCCUGAGUGUCCUGCCAUCAUGCUGGCACUUCUUGGCUGUUUAACAUCUGUGCUUUUGGGUUUUCCAUUUGGACCUGUGCCUGAGUUGGAUGUCGUUCCUAGGACCACUGUGCUGUUCAAUGGACUUUGGGAAAGUAAUCAUUUUUCAGGUUCGACUGUAAACUACAGCACUCUGCUUUUGGAGGAUGGUACUGCCACGUUGUACGUGGGGGCCAGAGAGGCUCUGUAUGCCCUAGAUGCAGCUAAUAUUUCAGUUAUCCACAACAACAGUUAUAUUGAUUGGGCUGCAUCUGCAGAGCAGAAGAAACAGUGUCUAAACAAAGGGGGAGUUGGUCAGACAGAAUGCUACAAUUACAUUCGGUUUCUUGAUCGAUAUAAUGAGACUCACCUCUACACCUGUGGGACACAUGCUUUCCGCCCUCGCUGUGCUUAUAUAGAUGUGGAGCGAUUCAGCUUUGUACGUUUUGAGGAAGGUAAAGAAAGGUGUCCUUAUUAUUCAGCAAAAGGAUUCACUGGGCUCAUUGUAGAUGGUGAGAUGUACUCUGCCUCUCAGUAUGAGUUUCGCAGUUCCCCUGAUAUUCGCCGUAACUUCCCCUUCCCCAACCUGAAGACUGAGGAGACUCCGACCAGAUGGCUACAGGAGGCGGAUUUUGUUGGCUCAGCACUAUUGCGAGAGAGCAUCAACAGUUCCAUUGGGGAUGAUGACAAAAUUUACUUUUUCUUCACGGAGAGGAAUCCAGAGCAAAAGUCCUACUCCAGGCAGACCAGACUAGCCAGAGUGGCUAGAGUCUGUAAGGGUGACAUAGGAGGUCAGAGGACUCUUCAGAGAAAGUGGACGUCCUUUCUGAAAGCCCGACUUGUGUGCUCUAUCCCUGAGUAUGAGCUGCAGUUCAACAUUCUGCGCAGUGUGCAUGUGCUGGAAGUACCUAGUGUGCAGGACACCAUCUUCUUCACAGUCUUUGGACUUGAAUGGAAUAGUGCUAAAACAUCUGCAAUCUGCCAGUAUGCCCUCAAAGAUGUCCAAACUGCAUUUGAUGGACCCUACAUGGAACUUCAGGACUCAAAAUGGAGGGAAUACACUGGGAAACUUCCAGACCUUCGGCCUGGUUUAUGCAUAAAUGAUCAGCACCGUGCUCAGCUCAUAAAUUCAUCACGAGACCUACCAGAUAACGUGCUUACAUUUGUUCGAAGACACCCCUUGAUGGCCAGAGAAAUCCAGCCAGUGGGUGGGCGACCCCUAUUGUUCAAAAAGAACGUUAACUACACCAGGAUAGCUGUACAUAAAGUCACUGCAGUGGAUGGGAACGUCUAUAACAUGCUCUUCAUCGGAACAGAUGAUGGCUGGAUGCAUAAGGCUGUAGAGCUUGGAGACAGAGUUCACAUAAUUGAAGAGCUUCAACUGUUUAGAGAGUCACAGCCCAUAAACAACAUGAUUAUUUCACAGAAACAGAAGAGUAUAUACGCAAGUGCUGACACCGGAGUGGUACAAGUUCCGCUGUCUUUCUGUGGGCGCUAUGUCUCAUGCUAUGACUGUGUAUUCGCACGAGACCCACUAUGCGGUUGGGAUGGGAGACUUUGUGUUGAGGUGUAUUCAUACCCCAAUAGGUCUAGGCUAACUCAGGAUAUUCAGAUGGGUAACAGAGGUUGUGAAAACAUCACAGCUGAUGGACUGGUGUCCCACCGCACUCGUUCUGUGAUAGUAGGACACGAUGUGCUAUUGCUCUGUGAAAUUCACUCCAAUCUGGCAGUUCCACACUGGACUCUGAAUGGUGAGCAACUGCAGGGUUAUGCUGUGAAAUCUGUCUACCGUAUUGGUACUGAUGGUCUUCUUAUUAUUGGGGCUCAGAGUAGGCAAAGUGGACAUUAUAGCUGUUACACUGUGGAGAAUGGAGUUUGGAUUCCAGUGUGCAGCUACGUGGUCAAGGUGCAGCCUGUUCCUUCCUUUUUAUCAAAUCUAUCCUCAUAUCCAACAGCACUGCCGGAGAGUUUCUUUACCACUACUGCACUGUUUAUCAGCCCCACUAGUUCGAGCGAUUUAAAUGAGCAGCCCCUGCACUCCCUACCAUCUAGUCCAGACUCACACACCAACCAGCACAUGGAAGCUGUAUAUAUCAUCCUGGUGGCGGUUUUUGGUGGGCUCUGUCUGGUUCUUACUGUGAUCUUGCUGUAUGUGAGCUUUUGUGCACAUAGUGCCCAUGAUGGCGGAAAGUACUCUCAGGACGAGUUUUCAGUUACUCCAGUUACAGAGAGGAAACGGAGCUCACAUGUAGAGCUCAAGACCAUUUCCAGCCACUGCAAUGGGAGGACUGACAUACACUACAUAGCAGCCUCAACAGAAGGACAAUUCCUGCAGAUUAUUCCAGGUAUAGACCAGGUCAGCCCCGACAAGCAGCCUCCUCCAGCACCGCCUCUUCCAAAUCCGCCUCCCAUGCCAUCUACAGAAUACGCAAACGGCUUGUCAACCACAUUACCCAGCGUCUUACGGAAAAUGAAUGGGAACAGCUACAUGCUCCUAACGCAGGCAGACUCUGAUAUGACCUCGCCGCUUUACCAUUCCUUCACAGAGGAGCUCAGCAGGAUUUUGGAGAAGAGGAAACACACUCAGCUGGAUGUUGAGCCAGACGAGAGCUCUGUGUAG
Molecule: messenger RNA, 2655 nt
Organism: Trichomycterus rosablanca
Lineage: Eukaryota; Metazoa; Chordata; Actinopteri; Siluriformes; Trichomycteridae
Gene: sema4gb
Product: sema domain, immunoglobulin domain (Ig), transmembrane domain (TM) and short cytoplasmic domain, (semaphorin) 4Gb
Exons: 14
Coding region: 1-2655 (884 amino acids)
Biological process (GO): semaphorin-plexin signaling pathway; negative chemotaxis; positive regulation of cell migration
Cellular component (GO): plasma membrane
Molecular function (GO): semaphorin receptor binding; chemorepellent activity
Source: RefSeq, a predicted model, not a curated record